AUGGGGAAGCUAAAGGCACCGGAUGCAAUUGUAAAAGAUGUUUUGUUGGGACUGGCCACUGCCGAGUUUGAUGGGAUCAAGGCAACGGAGUUUUGGGGUUUUGUGUCCAACCUAUGUGAUGGUGUUCAGCUUGAUGAAUUUAUAAAAAACAUUGUAUGGAACUGGCUUCUCCUAGAGAAGGAUUUCCAAGUAAUGAGGCCGGCCACCAAGAAGGAGGCAAGUAAGCUGCAGGCACAUUCGAAGACUAAAAAAAACGAUUCGGUGCUGAUGGUUCCAGAUGAUAAGGAAACCUUACCGGAUUUUCAAUCUUUCUUUUCUGAUGAGAACAUUUCGGAUUAUAAAAUUAAGGUGACUGAUGAUUACCAGUCUCUCUAUCUUACAGGUGUUUUGAAAAAGGACAACAUUUUGGGUAAAAUGCCUUAUGACUUGUUGAGAAUUAUUGCGAAACAUAAAGAAAAAGGUAUAAAUUCUAUCGACCUAAUUAAUGAGGCUAAGCAAGAUAAUCGUUCAUUGACAGCCAGGUUACAAACUUUAGAAGACAACUUGUAUAUUCAAAAACAUGCAGUGAUUAGCAACAGGUCAAGUACGAACCACAUGUUUCACUUCAGAUUCAUCCAACAGGAAAAUGAUAACGAUGCAAUCAAAUCUAAGAAUCUUGAUAGCCAUGAGAGGUUGGAACUUGUUUUGGCCUUAAUACAAAUUAUGAGAGAAGAUGAAACAAAAAUUAGGCUUACUAGGGAUUUAUAUGAAGAAAUUGUACAAAUACACCCUAAUAUGAAAGCUCGUUAUUUCAGCUCAGCUGUCCGUUUUUUGGUCGAACGUGAGUAUCUUCAGUUGGUCAAGGUCCGUGAUGGUAAUUCUAAAAAACAAUUUCCUGCCUUGAGAGUGGCCAAGGAAUUACCCUCGGUAAAUAAUAGAAAUGAGUUACGUGAGCAAAUUAAGAUGCAAAAAAAUGAUGAUGAUGAAAUUAAUAGCGUUCUUGCUGAUGACUUUGAAAAUUCAAAAUAUGAACAACCAAUGUUUAAUAGGUUUUUCCCCAUAGUGACUCAAAUAUAUAAUCUGAUUGAGAAAAAUCCUGGGGUCACUGCUUCAGUAAUAGCAUCAAAGUUAACUGGUGCUUAUCAUGCUAAACAGAUCAACACACAUCUUGAAAGUAUAACAACUGUUCAUCCUAUCCCUCAAAAUGAAAGAGCAGUUAUUGGACAUCUCAAUUAUUCGGGUAAAGAAAGGUAUUACAGAUUUACCAUCCAACAUCUAUUAAAUAGGAGGGAUCCAGCUUACAGGUCGAUGGUCCCUGAAAAAGAAACUGUAACUCCUCUAUCGUGUUCUUCUACUCUUUUUGAAGAAUCUAUCAAGUAUGGUGCCGUUGCACCUGUGGAGAGGCAUCUCAAGGUGCUGUCCUUUGUGAAUGGAGAUUCUGAAAAGUUAGUAUUUAUACCUCGAGGUUACCCAGGUAAGAUGGGUAUGAAAAUGACACAUAAUGGUUUGUCCAAAGCCAUGUAUCCCCAGGAAGUAGAAUCACAAAAUGGAUGGAUCCGCUUAUCCGUCAAAGGUAAAGUAUGCAAGACUUUGAAGAAGGACAUUGCGCCAUACAAAAAAAUCAAUGAGGCUUUUAAAAAAAUAGUUGAGGACUAUAACAAAAGGAUAAAUCAACAACAUGAAAUAAAUCUUGCAAUAGAUCCUAAUUUUAUGGAAAAAAGUAGUGUGAAAAAUGUCAAACCUCCAUUUUUUUCUAGAGGAGAUUCCGCCGAACCAAAUAUAGGAUCCAUGAAUGGAGAGAAGGAAUCACAAAAAAUGGAUUAUGGACCUGUUUUCCGAAGGAAAAAACUUUUGGAUGUCGUGGAUAAAAGGAAAGUUGUUGGUAUUUCAGCUGAGUUUUGUAGCUACAUUUCUGAAUUAAUGAAGCUAGACUAUAAAAUUGACCGUAGAACAUUGGUGAGAGAUGCUUUGGAAUUGGAAAAAAAGAACCAAGUAGAGUGUGAGCAACAGACACACGGUAAUCUCAAGAGAUUUCUUAUCAAGUCUAUGAAAAACAAGCCAACAGUGGAGGAUGUCAACCAAUUAAUGGGUGAACUAUCCAAUUCAAAUCGUGAGUACCGCCCAAGGAUAUUUCAAGAUCAAGUUCUUGCUAAUGAUGCCUCAGUGAAAAGUAAAUAUUUAACUGAUCUAAUCAAUUCUGCACAAGAAUUACGUUUAAAGAAGGCCAAGAAGAAACUUCAACAAACAAUAGAACGUCCUAAUUUGUCCCGAAAAGCUAAAAUUAUAGGUGCAAAACGUUUGCUUACCGUUUUGGACGAUACUGAUAUCAUGGAAGAUCAAAGUGAUGAAGAAUAUGAUGAGCAAAAUCAAGGCAAGGCCCUGAAAGAGGAAAGUGAAUCAAAACCUUUGAGAGGUAGACUGAAAGAUGAUAAUGAAGAUAUUUUAACACCACUAAUGGAUAAAAGAAAACGGAAGAAAUUUAAGUCUAGUAAUAAAUAUCAAUCAAGGGUUGUCAAAGCAUUCAAAAAGAUUCGUUCUUCCAUUAAGAUUACGAAUGACCAUAUUCUUAUAUUGAUCAAGGCUAUUGUUGUUACUCAGUCCUUGUCCAUUGGUGGUAAUAUAGACUGGCCAAAAGUAGCUAAAGUUCUGGAUGAUUUAUAUGAUCCAGAUAUGCUAAGAAGGCAAUGGCCAAAGUACCGGAAAAUGUUAGGCCCGAAAAAUUUGAUGCUUGCAAAAAAAAACUGGGAGAAGGCCUUGUUAAAAGCUGUAGGUGAUGGUCUUAUAACAUGCCAAGAUUUGGAUAAAUAUGAUAUUUUCAGAAUGUUGGAUAUAUGGAAAAGUGAAGGUGCUGGAAUUUUCCUUGAUAAUUCUGAACACAAUAUAUUAGCUAAUUAUGAAGAAAACUUUAAAAACCAUUGUUUCAAGCCACUGAAAAGCAGCAUUGACUCUUCCAUAAUAAAAGAAACUACCACUUUGAUCGAAAGGGAGCAUGAAUGGCUGACUAGAAAUUUUAUGUAUUCGGUUAACAAUGUGGAAGAACAGGAAAUAUAUAAUGAAAGUAUCUAUCCAACGGACUUACAGGUUGCAAAGACUAAACUAAAAGCUCUAUUUUCAACCAGCUCAGAUAAAUUUGAUUCGAACAAAGUUCGUGAUUUGUUUGCUGGAAUUCCAAAAGAGUUGUAUUCACAAGCGUUGACUGAGCUUGAAGACAUGAAAGCAAUAGCGUUUCUUGGUGAGGACUCGAAAAUCAAAUUUAUGCUAACUGAGAGAUUCUUAAUUCAAAUGGAUUGCAAAUUAGAAGACAGUUUUAUUCCAAGCAGUAAUCGAAUGGUAGAAGUCUUAAAAGACACAAACCAGCUAAAUAACGGGCUUCUCCUAUCACCUAAAUGCCCUAACGGUGCUUAUGUUCCAAUAUUCUCCUUCUAUGCAGAGGGAAAUCUUAAGGUUAUCAGAGUUGACCAAGAGAUGACAAAUCUGGAAACAUAUUCUACAAAAGCACUUGAUCGGGGUAAACUUGAAUCUGAUUUUAUUCUUUCAGGUAUCAAUGAAGAUGCAAUUACGCAUGCCAAAAUUAUUCCACCCCCUAUGGGUAAGCCGUGCUCUCUGCUCUGGAUAGAUAUCAACGGAGAUUUUAAUCAUAAACUAUGGCGCAAAUGUCUGUAUUUGCUAUUAUGGAGAAUCGUUAUAAAUCCGGGCAUACCAUUGAAAGUGUUAUAUUUUAGGGUAUACCCUAUGCUUGAGGUGUUUGAAGUUCGCAAAAUUUUGGAAUGGCUGAUCCAGCGUAAGAAUAUCAUGGAGGGUGAAUUCGGUGGAUAUUGGCCGACAGAAUGUUGGUAUGAUGUUCUUUAA
Messenger RNA from Pichia kudriavzevii, 3828 nucleotides. RefSeq lists its product as uncharacterized. Gene Ontology annotation, molecular function: DNA binding. The transcript has a single exon. The coding region runs from base 1 to 3828 and encodes 1275 amino acids. NCBI's taxonomy places the organism in Eukaryota, Fungi, Ascomycota, Pichiomycetes, Pichiales, Pichiaceae. Gene Ontology annotation, biological process: transcription initiation at RNA polymerase III promoter; 5S class rRNA transcription by RNA polymerase III. The record is from RefSeq and is a predicted model, not a curated record. Gene Ontology annotation, cellular component: transcription factor TFIIIC complex.